Molecule: messenger RNA, 828 nt
Organism: Stegodyphus dumicola
Lineage: Eukaryota; Metazoa; Arthropoda; Arachnida; Araneae; Eresidae
Source: RefSeq, a predicted model, not a curated record
AUGGUCACAAUUGCAGUCGAGGCUAUGGGACUGAGUGUCCUGGUCACGAAUGUUUACAUUCCACCUACAGUAGACGUUUCUCCCACAUUAGAUGCCUUGCAGAAUAUCCUUACGUCCUACCCGCAUGCACACCAUGUAUUGGCAGGAGAUUUUAACUCUCAUGCGGAGGACUUCGGAUAUCCGACCACAGACCCAAGAGGUAGAGAAGUUGUGGACUUCAUUGCAUGCAACGGACUCAUUCUUCAUAACGUGCCGGACAGUCUGCCGACCUUCGAGACCCAAAUGGGAAAAGGAUGGCCCGACAUCACUCUGUCAACAGCGCGUCUGGCUCAGAAAAUACAGCACUGGACCGUAAGUGACACUCCCUCAAACUCGGACCAUCGCUAUAUAACGUUCCAGAUAGGUCAGCCACAUGCGCAGUUUAUGAACAAGCGUUAUAGAACCAAUGGCAGAAAAUUAAAACAACUUGUAAGCAGGCUAGGACCAGUACUAGAGCAGGUGGACGAGGCACUUAUGAAAUGUCAGAACAUAAAGGAUGCUGACGACUUAACCACCAGUAUGAUACGAGAUAUUCAAUCUAUCUGUGAUGCCACCCUAGGCCUGAAAUCACCAAAAGUUUUAAGAGUGGCAAACUGGUGGACGAAAGAGCUCCGUGCACAGCGCAGUCGCACCAGGGCAUUUAGGCGUAAGAUGAAGAGCGAAAGAGACCCAGACAGGAGGCAAGCCCUUAGUGUGUUCUUUAUAAUAAAGAGCAAGCUCAGUACAAAAGGGCAAUUACAGCAGCCGCAAAACUUGCCAGCUGGAGGGAGUUCUGUACUAAGAAUGUAG